Messenger RNA from Brenthis ino (lesser marbled fritillary), 2856 nucleotides. The record is from the annotation of a GenBank genome assembly. NCBI's taxonomy places the organism in Eukaryota, Metazoa, Arthropoda, Insecta, Lepidoptera, Nymphalidae.
AUGUCAGGAGGACUAAUAGACAAAGUUUACAUAGGUCUAGACAAUGCGCCGGCCGCAUUUGAUAUAAAAUCAAGAAUUCUUGGACCUAAUGGUACUAACUUAGAAUAUAUAAGAUCAGAAACUGGAGUUGUUGCUGUAUUAAAAAAUGACAAAUUCGAACCAUUGCAUUUAGCGCUUCACCACACGCGAUCAGAGGCAUUGGCUGCGGCAAGGUCAUUGGCGCAAAAUCUAAUUGAAACUAUACGGGCAGAAUUAGCGCAGUGGAGUGCCGCUCAGGCGGGUGGGCCUCCACCUGCGCUGAAUGUGCCACCGCCGACUCUUACCACGACUGCGGCCCCUCCUCCCGUACCUCCACCGGUCGUUUCUGUUUCACUAUCAACCCCAUCAACACUAACAACAUCAACUCACCCCACAGUAAUUCCACCAGUAGUUAGUGUAGCUCCGGCCAACACACCCCUCAUGACUGUUAGACAGCCUACAGUCCUACAGCUUCUUCAGCCACAGCAACAAUAUGUGCUAAAUCAAGAGAGUGGUCAAUUAAUACCUAUAGUGCAACCUGGAGUACAAGUUUCAAAUACAAAUUUUACAUCCCUGCCUUUAGCCCAGUCAUUAAGUGCAAUCCAGCAGCCAAAUUUUGGAACACAAAUGUUUGAUUUAUCUAGCAUGCAACCUGUGAAUGUCACUCAACUGCGAUUAAGUGGAGUACCUUCAUCUAUGUCAAUGAUUUUACCGAAUGGUCUAUCAUUUCCUCAAGCAAGUUUAACAGGAGCUGAUACCACUACAGUCAGCUCCGCCACAGCCCCAGUAGUUUGUGCAGCUCAAAGUACAAAUUCUUCACAAAAAAUUCUGUAUAGCACAGAUAAAGGUGAUAAGGAUAUAAAGUACCAAUUACAAGGUACUGAAACUAUGCAAUGGACAGUUCCAGGAUCACAAACUAUGCUUAUACCAUAUCAACAGCUGCAAGACCUAACAUCAAAUCAAACAGGCUUGAGUAAUAUUCAGCCACAGCAAUUUGUAUCGAUCGCUCCUGCAAAUAGUUUUCAACAAACAUCACUGCCAUUAUCAGCAGUACAGUUACAACAGUUACAAGCAACUGGCACAUUUAUGCAAUUAAAUCAAAAGCCAAUAGUAAGCAGUGCAUCCUUAAUAAAUAUUAUUUCAAGUGGUCAAGCAUCCUCUCCACAAAUUAUAUCAAGUUCCUCAACUCCUACAAAAAAUUCUGGUCAAGAAGCACGAGGUCAAAAGAGACUAUCAGACGGUACGCCAAACCAAUUACAAUUAAGGCCUAUUGCUCCUGCAGGGUCGCAUGUAAGCCAGGACAAGAGUUCCUCAAGAGAUUCCCGAUCUUGGACUUCUUCUACAGCUAGGGACAACACCAUGGUCAGUAUGGGAAUGAAAAUAAACCCAGCCCACGGUACUAUCAUACAUGUAUCAUCAGGACAGCAGACUAAUGUCUCAGCUUCAUCGGUGACUCAAGAUGGUUCAGGAAUGUAUAUAAAACAAAUAGACAGAAAUGCCAUACAAAUUCAGUCGACAAAAGAUGGUCAAAAGCAGGACUUAACAACAAAUAAAUUGCAAAACGCGACACAAAACGUUCAAAUGAUAACGGUCCCACAAGGAAUGACCGUUUUGCAAAACCCACUAAAUAUAAGUCAGAUGCCAACAGUAAUUGGGCAGCCGAAUAGUCAAGUUUAUAUGAUACCAACAAAUCAUUCUAACCUUGUUCAAGGCGGUCUGCCUCCAGGUUUAAUCAGUCAGCAAAUGUUACAGCCAGGACAAAAUGUGACAGUCAUGCAACCGAACCAACUCGGGAUGCCAGGCGGAGUUCAAUAUAAUGUGCCAUUGAUGCCAAUGAACAUGCCCAAUUCCCAAUACAUGCCGGGAUUAAAUCUCAACACCCAACUUUCUACGCAACAGCUAAAUGCAGCUUUAGCUGGACAACAGUUGGCAAAUUCUAAUUUAACUGUUUCCGGAACGAUUCCAAUAGUCCAAGCCCCGCCAUCCUCUCCCAUGACUAACUCUGCAAUAUCCGCAUCUCAACCGCCUCCCGUUCAUCAAAUUGUGCAACAAAAUUCUAAUUUCAUUACACCGACAUCACAAUAUGCGGGCAUGCCGCCCCAGUACGUAAUGCAAGCAAACUCUGGUACAAUAACUAUGCCGACGAAUCCCAAUGUUCAGUACACGAUGCCAAACCAAGCGACUACUCCUGCGCCUACAAACGGUAACGGACAGUCAACAGCUUCUGAAACCGACACCACGAACGGUACAAAUAACCAAACCAACUUCAUUUCAUCGUCAUCUCAAGAUGCCUAUCCAAUCUCCGGGACCACUUCCGUCCAGAAUCCCACUCAAAGUUUCUCAAACGACGGUACCUCGAAUGGUACUUAUACAAACAAUCAAGCGACUCAAAGUUAUGGCAACGGCACUAAUGGCAACGGUACACAAAACUAUAACAGUACUCAGACAACCAGUCAACCUCCAAGCUACCCUACAAAUGGGUCUAACCCUCAAACCCCCACGCAGUCGUACUCACAAACGACCUCAAGUUCCCAAAAUACAUCACAAGCGAAUUUUUCGCCGUCAACAACCCCAGCGCCGAACCAAACAUACCCUGCACCCAACAUGCCAAAUGUGGCCUAUGCUAAUCAAAGCACGCAAAAUCCCUAUCCGAAUGCCACCGGGCAGAACUUAGCCGCGUAUGCGAACAACCAGUACCAAUACACAAGUCGGCCAUGGUUCCGACCAAGGUACGGGUCACCUCAGGGCUCUCCCUACAACUCUGCCGCAGUUGCUCCCAACGCUCCCCCCAUGCCUGUCCCUCCUCCGUCUGGUAACUAUAACUAUUGGCAGGACAGU